Pogonomyrmex barbatus (red harvester ant) is the source of this 1233-nucleotide messenger RNA. RefSeq lists its product as uncharacterized. Lineage: Eukaryota; Metazoa; Arthropoda; Insecta; Hymenoptera; Formicidae. The record is from RefSeq and is a predicted model, not a curated record.
AUGAAAUGCAAUGUAAAAAGAUUAAGCUUGGCAAAUGGUAAGUCUGCAAAAAUCCAAGCUAAAGAUAAAGUCCGGUUGAAGGCGACAGAGAAGUGGCAUCAAGCAAUGGAACACGAAGGAUAUUAUUCAACUGAAUCAUCAAGAUUCACAGGCUAUUUUAUAAAAAGGAAGAAUGAAGCUUUUCAACAAUUCCUAAAAUUCAAGGCCAAAAUCGAGACUCACACUGAGAAACGCAUCCAAAGUCUACAAAGCGACAACGGUAUAUUAAACAGAAAGUACGAGUAUAUUAAACAGGAAUUUGAAGAGUAUUUAAAUAAAUGCGGCAUAAAUAAAGACGUCUUACAGUUGCAUAUUGCUCAGAACAAAAUGGAGUCAGCGAGAGGAAAACUGCACGUUGAUAGAGAUGGCAAGGUGCCUACUCAUGCAGGCGAAUCUAUCUUCAUGUUUCUGGGCCGAGGCAGUAUCACAGCCAAUUAUAUUAGGAACCGUUGUCCAGUUUGGGAGGCAAAAUGCCGUUUGAGUGAUGAAGUUAAAAGAUACAAGAUUUGGCUACCUGAAUGCAAACGUAUGGAAAUUACACGAAAUGUAAAAUUCUUAAUGCCCAAGUAUCAUGGAACUAACAAUUUUCAGAAUACUUUCCCCGAAGAUCAAAAUAUAGAAAAUAAAGCCGGUGAUAGUUAUAAUACUACGUACGAUGAUGAAGUAAUCAAGAAUAAUCCAGUUGACCUAAGGAUGAGGACAAGGACAGGACAAGGACAGGAUGAAGACAAGAAUAAUUCAGACAAUGAGAGUCACGAAGAGAAUGCUUCAAAAGAAACUCCAAAAAGGGGUCGCGGCAGUCCCCAAAAAAAGACGUGGGAGCUUGUACAGCGUCCGAAAAACGUAAUUGGUAGCCGUUUUGUAUUGAGCAUGAAGAGAAAUCACAAUAGAGAAUUUAAGAAAAACAAGGCACGUCUAGUCACGAAGGGAUAUGCACAGCAACCUGACAUCGAUUUUAAUGAAAUCUUUUCGCCCGUAACGAGAAUGAAUUUAAUCAGAAUGAUGGUAUCCCUAGUGUCAAAAUACAUGUUUAUUGAACAAAUUGACAUAGCUGCGUAUUUAAACAGUACAUUAGAGGAAGAUAUUUUCGUGGAAAUUCCACAACAUUUUGAAAAGGAUUUGGAAUUCCUGAUUAAAAUUGAGCCCAAAAAUAGCGAAAUCAGGAAAAUGGAUAUCAAAAUUUUGAAUUAUUGA